AAAUGGGAUUGGAAUAAAGUUAGUUUGUUUCAAGCAGCCUUCAUAUAAGUAUUUAAAAUUUUAACUAUCCUCUGUUAUAACGUAUCAAUAGAGAGUGCACCGCUUAAAAUGACUACAAAAGCGUUUACCCUCAUAUCUCCUCAGAACCCAGUUUUCAUAACUUAUCUCUUCUGGUCAGCAAUAUUGGUUUUGAAGCUAUUUGCUAUGGUUAUAUUGACUGGAAAUCAACGCUGGAGAAAGAUGACAUUUAUCUCACCAGAAGAUCUGUUUUCCAAAAAAUCCAAAGUAAAGUAUGACGAUGACGAUAUUGAGAGAGUGAGGAGGGCUCAUCGCAAUGAUUUGGAAAACAUUUUGCCAUUCCUCACUAUCGGUUUUUUCUAUUGCUUAACUGAUCCGGAACCUUGGCUAGCAAUUAACUUAUUCCGACUUGUGGGAAUUUCAAGGAUAAUCCACACGUUCGUUUAUGCUGUUAUUGUGAUCCCGCAACCAGCGCGGUUUUUAUCAUUCAUAUUAGCACUUUUACCCACGCUCUAUAUGACUCUUCAAGUUAUUAAAUUUUGCUUUUAAAUUGUUGGAAUUAGAUGGAAUCCUCUUAUUUCGCUACACACAAAUAUUAUAUUUAAGGGCAUCGGGUUUUAUUUAUGAUUGAUGAAUUCAAUAAGGGAAUUUCAAGAAAUUAAGAUAGUACUAUAUUAUCAAGAAAGAAUUAUAUUUGGGCAUGGUUAUAGGGUGAAGUUUCAAGUUCCUGCAAACGAAUAUCACUGUUCUUCCAUCGUAGUAAAUAAACAAGUUAUUUGUAUUCAUUGUGGCCAGAAAUACAUAUGUAUAUAUCAAA
Hermetia illucens (black soldier fly) is the source of this 835-nucleotide messenger RNA. RefSeq names its product prostaglandin E synthase-like. The record is from RefSeq and is a predicted model, not a curated record. Gene Ontology annotation, cellular component: membrane. NCBI's taxonomy places the organism in Eukaryota, Metazoa, Arthropoda, Insecta, Diptera, Stratiomyidae. The transcript is spliced from 3 exons. The coding region runs from base 109 to 567 and encodes 152 amino acids.